GGAUGUAAACGGACAAAAACAGAUGUAAAGGGAUGUAAAUGGACAAAAAAGAAAUGGAAACGGACAAAAAAAAACUGAUGAAAACGGAUGUAAAAAAAACGGAUGAUGAAAAGAUCUGGGACCGCAGUCACCAAGAAAGAAAUUGGUAAUCAGGGGUGGACUGACCAUUUGGAAACUCGGGCAAUGCCCGAGGGCCCGGGGUCAGUAGGGGGUCCCAUGAGAUGCCCCUGGUACAUUUUUCAUAGGCUUUUUUGAUUUUGGGCAAGGACACAGGGGCCCCAUGAUCCCCUAUUGCCCGGGGGCCCCAU
Staurois parvus is the source of this 308-nucleotide messenger RNA. NCBI's taxonomy places the organism in Eukaryota, Metazoa, Chordata, Amphibia, Anura, Ranidae. The record is from the annotation of a GenBank genome assembly.